This is a messenger RNA of Dujonia railenensis, 1992 nucleotides long. Lineage: Eukaryota; Fungi; Ascomycota; Pichiomycetes; Serinales; Debaryomycetaceae. The record is from the annotation of a GenBank genome assembly.
AUGUCGGAGCAGAACCCCUUUGGAGACAUUGAGCAGGAUAACAAUCCGUCGUUCUAUGGAAACUUGUCUGUAAUAAACGAUCCAUACGGGAACGAGAGACGGUUUAGUUCCACAGACGAGGAUGAGCUGAUGCUGAUAGACACUUCGGCGUCACAGAAACCGCACCAGCAGCACCAGCACCAGCACCAACAGAAGGGCGCUGUGGGUAGUGGUGGCAAUUCACAUCCAAAGACACAUUCACAGAGUAAGAAGAGAGCCGGUAGAUCUUCAGCCAAUGGCGGGCUCAACAUCAAUGACUCGCUUGUGAUAUCUUCUAAAAUAGCGGACCUUAUAAAUCAAGGUAGAGACUCCAUAUCCAUUGAAGUGAUAUCUACAGAAAAACUCAUGAACUCCUCAUCGGUAGUGGUAUAUUGCAUUGAAUUGAAACAUAAGCUGUCGCCUGUAGGAUCUGGCAUCAUUGUCAAGAGAAGAUACUCCGAGUUCAAGUCCUUAAGAGACAACUUGAUGAGACUUUUCCCGACUAUUAUUAUCCCACCCAUUCCCCAAAAGCAUUCAUUGUUAACAUACUUGAUUACUUCCAUCAAUAACAACGAGGAAAUAUCCAUCGUUGAGACUAGAAAGAGAUUGUUCGAGUUCUUCUUGAAAGAUUUAAUAUUCCACUCCAACGAAAGAUUGAAAAACUGUGUCUUGCUCCACAAAUUCUUGGACCCGAACUACGAGAUGUGCUGGGAGAAUGCAAUAAACGAGCCUCCGUUGACGUUGGUGCCUGAUAACUUGUUGCUUGGUAGCCCCAUUGAUCCAACAAGGCAAAAUGGAUUGUACAGUUUGUUGCCAGUGUUAAACGGCUAUGAACCUGGAAGUAACAGCGGCACUGGAGAUAAUCUUGGAAGUUUGAAAAAGUUAAACGAAGAUUUACAGAAAGCGAAUGCCAUAGCAAGAAGUACAAUUAUUGCAGAGGAGAGGGAUGACUCUAAAGCAUUUAAUGAAAUUCCACUAACGUUAAUUCAUUUUGAGGCCAAUUUUUUGCAUGCGAUCAAAACGACGUCAGACCUUGAGAAACUUAACACUAGGGCAUCCACUCAUCUUAAAUCUUUGAUAUCUGCACUCAUUGAACUUGGAUCCAAUCUUAACAAUUUUUCUCUUCAAAUCCAUUCUCCAAAUUCAGACAAUGAGGUUAACCUUGCUAACCAAAUUGAAAAGUUUGGUUCCACUAUAGACUCAGUGUUUUUGAAUUAUGAAUCUUAUACUAUUUCAUCGUUUAUACCCAAAUGGCAGGAACCCAUCCAUCAGCUCAUCCAGCACUAUUAUUCCGCCACCCAUCUUCUUAGAUUCUAUAAGUUGAAACUCAUCCAAUUCAAACUUAUAAAAAAGUCAAGAGUACGCAAGCAACUCGAAUUGGAGUCUUACACUGACUCAUUAGACUCACAGCAAAAUAUCAAUGAAGCACUCAAGAAUGGACUUGAGCUUAAUUCUCCAUCCAUAACUCAAGCGGUGAAAAGAUUCGAACAAAAGCAACGUAAAUAUAAGAAAUCACUUCUGGUGAGACAGAAAAAGAGCUGGUACGGUUUAUUCGGAGGUAACAAAUCGAAUUUAAAUAGUAAUUUGAACUAUGAGACUUUAGCACAGGCGAAUGAGGAGCCACUGCAGAAUGUUGGAGCCGGUUCCUCUACAGCUGAAGUUCCUGGUUCAACAGCCAAUUCUGAACUAUAUGCUACUAACCAAAUCUCCAACGCUCAGCAAUUCCAGUUCAAGAAUAAAAUUGAACAGAUACACAGGGAGAUCGAAAAAUUGGACCAACUUAUAGAUUUAACUAAUAGCGACAUGAUUGAACUUACCAAAGAAUUAGAGGAAAACUUUGAAGAGUUUUUGAAAUUCUUGGAAAAGAGGUGGUUGAAAAUCAUGCUAGAUUUUAUCCGUGGUGGUAAGAAGUUGUUCGAAGAAAACUUACAAUCAUGGCAGGAUAUGAAGAAUGAUUUACCAGCUGUUGAAUAA